AUGACCCAGCCAUCCGUUCGCCGCAACCUGUUCCAUCAAACCCUUAGCCGCCGACCUGCGUCAACCGGCCCUGCGACUAUGCCUCCUCCCCCUCCUCCUCCGGCUACUCAAUCAUACUCUCAUUCUCAUUCGCAUUUCCACCCUCAUCUCAAUCCUCAUCCCUCUUCUGGCCAUAUCCCAUCCAUGCCCCCACCUUCAUAUCCCCGUGGCGCCAACAUGCAUUCCCACGAUCAUUCUACCGGUACCGGUAUCACCACAAGCCGCGCCGCAGUCCACCGCCUCAAACACUCGUCCACAGAGACGUCGCGCACCAUCAAAAUGGCCCCGGACAACAGGGAGAUUGUGGUGCGUGACAAGAAUGGCGGGUACAAAUUGGAGGUGCCGCGGUUGCCACCGCAGGCGCUUGUCAGCGAGACUGGAGACGGGGAGGAACUGGAUGAUCUGGAUGCGGGAGGGAGUGGGAAUGGGGAGAUUGCGUUUGGUGCAGAGUUGAGUGGUGUGGAUAAAGAGAAGUUCGAAGCUGCGCUGGUUGAAAUGGUGAUUCGGCAUCGGAAUCGUCAGUCAACUGGAGAGCCAGAUGAAAUCUUCAACAUUGUCCAAGAGAGUCUACGCAAAAAAGUCGCCGCGCUAGAUGACGACAAUUGGAUGUUUGAACCAGAAACAGAUGUGCGAUCCUAA
Molecule: messenger RNA, 678 nt
Organism: Penicillium oxalicum
Lineage: Eukaryota; Fungi; Ascomycota; Eurotiomycetes; Eurotiales; Aspergillaceae
Exons: 3
Coding region: 1-678 (225 amino acids)
Source: RefSeq, a predicted model, not a curated record